Molecule: messenger RNA, 31256 nt
Organism: Pelobates cultripes (western spadefoot toad)
Lineage: Eukaryota; Metazoa; Chordata; Amphibia; Anura; Pelobatidae
Source: the annotation of a GenBank genome assembly
CUCUGACCGGACACCGUAGUUACGUCACUGGCCGUACCAGAUGAUCCAAUAUGGUGGCACCCAGGCGUGUAAACACGUGUAUGUUUCAGUGACACUGUUGUACUGAAGAUUAUACAGCAGUGCGAUCGUACCGGCGGGCAUUGCCUGAUUUACGGAUCUGAGGCGAUUUGUUUUGCUCGCCGCCGCCAUGUCCGUCAGAAACAACAACAAGCUGCCCACCAACCUGCCGCAGCUGCAGAACCUCAUCAAGAGAGACUCGGAGUCUUACACGGAGGAGGUGAGCCCUAGCCCUCCAUAAAUCACCUUUUACACUAAAUCACUACUCUAGGAGUCCCCACUGGAGCUGCCUGCUUCCCUGUGCUUUAUAGACACGUGUAAUUCCUGCUAAUGGACAGUAAAUUAGGAAUGCUGCCCUGUGGCCGUGUGACUCCUGUGUGACAGUUCCUAUUUAAUGAUUAUGGGUUUGUUAAAAAGCAGAAACCGCUAAUAUGAGUACUGGUUCUUUACAUUCAUACUUCAGUGGCACAGCUUAAUGGAAAUAAAUCUCAAACUUUUGGAAUACAAAGAUCUGUUCCUAAUUUUAGUGUUUUCCUAUCAAUUCCGAUUUAAAGGGACACUAUAGUAUAGACCAGGAAUGGCCAAAAGGUAGAUCCCCAGAUGUUGCAGAAUUACAACUUCCAUGAUGCUUUGCAUGUCUUUAGAAUGACAAAGCAUCGUUGUUGUUUUAAAACCUCUGGAGAUCUACCUUUUGGGCACCCCUGGUAUUGACAGUCCCUGCAGGCAUUUUCACGCAAACACUUUUUUUUUCACAGAAAAAGCAGUGUUUACAUUAAAGACUUGGGACACCUCCAGUGGCCACUCCUCAGAUUGUCACUGGAGGUGCUUCCUGGGGCAGUGCCGUACAGUAUGCAACACUGCCGUUCAGCAUCUCCACACUCUGCAUGGAGAUGCUGAACUUUCCUAAUAGAGAUGCAUUGAUUCAAUGCAUUUCUAUGAGGAGAUGCUUAAAGACGGCACUGUCAUGCCGAACUUAACUUUCCUCAAUCUCUUCCUCUUCUCCCCCUCUCUCAGGAUCUGUUAUUCUUUUCUUCCUGUCUUCUUUAGUUUUAUUUAAAAUCAUAAGACAAAGUAGGGACUCUUUGCCUCAUGGAGGAUUCCUCCGCCUGACCAGCGGAGGAGCAAAGUGUGCUUCAUUUCCGCGGGUCAGAGCAAUUUUCCCAUGAUCCUUACCUUCCCUCUGUGUUCCCACAAUGCUUCCUGUCACUUUACACAAAACUGCCGAAUUGCGUUCUAACUGAAUGAGAACAGUAUGUUCGUUUCUUUUAGAACGCAAUUCGGCAUUUUAUUCGGAUCGGAAUUUCAUUCUAAUGAAGGAAACGCCGAUCCUAUUCGUGCUGUGGCUGCAUCUUGCAGCCGCUUAGUAGAUAACUCCCUAAUUCCCACGGUAUCAGGGAGCUAUCUACUAAAAGACCUAAAUUGGUCUUUCAGCCAACUUUGCUAAUACUAAGUAAAGAUUACUUAGUAUUAGUAAAUGAAAUGCCCCUACUCGCUAUACCGCGAGUAGGGGCAUGUGUAGUAAGCAGUGAGCAGCGAGCAGCUUAUAGCUGCUCACUGUAAAAAAAAAAAAAAAACGAAUUAAACCCCCAUGCCCGUGGGGGCCCUAAAUAAAGAUAUGGGGGGGAACUCUUGCGGGUGGGUGGGGCCCUAAUAAAACAAUAAGGGGGUACUGUCCUCCCUUAUGGGUGGGGGCCCUAAUAAAACAAUAAGGGGGGACCUACUGUCCUCCCCUCCUGACCCCCAUCCCUGGCGUUGGGUGGGGCCCUAAAUCACCCCCAAUCAAGGUGACUAGGGGUCCCAAGCCCCUAGUCACCCCCCCACCCCAAAAAAAACCUAUCCCCUACCUACCCCCCUCACCCUAAAAAUAGUGAGGGGGGAAUAAAAUAACUAACCUGUAAAAAAAAAAAAAAAAAUUAAACUUACCAUUUGAUGUCUUCUUUUUUCUAAAAUCUUCUUUCUUCAGCCCCCAAAAAGGCCAAAUAAAAAUCCAUCAUACCCGUCAUAAGUUUAAUUUUUUUUUUACAGGUUAGUUAUUCAGGGGUGGGGGCCAGGGGGGGAGGACAGUAGGUCGUCCCCCCCUUAUUGUUUUAUUAGGGCCCCCACCCACCGCGCAGGGGUGGGUGCCAGGAGGGGAGGAAGUAGGUCCCCCCCCCCUUAUUGUUUUCUAAGGGUCCCCACCCACCGCUCAGGGGUGGGGGCCGGGGGGGGAGGACAGUAGGUCCCCCCCUUAUUGUUUUAUUAGGGCCCCCACCCACCGCUCAGGGGUGGGGGCCGGGGGGGAGGACAGUAGGUCCCCCCCCUUAUUGUUUUAUUAGGGCCUCCACCCACCGCUCAGGGGUGGGGGCCAGGGGGGGAGGACAGUAGGUCCCCCCCCCUUAUUGUUUUAUUAGGGCCCCCACCCACCGCUCAGGGGUGGGGGCCGGGGGGGAGGACAGUAGGUCCCCCCCUUAUUGUUUUAUAAGUGCCCCCACCCACCGCUCAGGGGUGGGGGCUGGGGGGGAGGACAGUAGGUCCCCCCCCUUAUUGUUUUAUAAGGGUCCCCACCCACCGCUCAGGGGUGGGGGCCGGGGGGGAGGACAGUAGGUCCCCCCCUUAUUGUUUUAUAAGGGUCCCCACCCACCGCUCAGGGGUGGGGGCCGGGGGGGAGGACAGUAGGUCCCCCCCUUAUUGUUUUAUUAGGGCCCUCACCCACCGCGUAGGGGUGGGGGCCAGGGGGGGAGGAAGUAGGUCCCCCCCCCUUAUUGUUUUAUUAGGGCCCCCACCCACCGCUCAGGGGUGGGGGCCGGGGGGGGGAGGACAGUAGGUCCCCCCCCUUAUCGUUUUAUAAGGGCACCCACCCACCGCGCAGGGGUGGGGGCCAGGGGGGAGGACAGGUACCUGUGUUUUGUUGGUGCCCCCACCCACCCGGCUCUGGGGUGGGGGCCAGAGGAGGACAGUAGGCCCCACAUUAUCUUCAUGGCCCCCACCCGCCGCUCAGGGUGGGGAGGGGGGAGGACAAUAGGUCCGCCCCCCCCUUAUUGUAAUUUGUCAUUUUUUUUCAACAGUGAGCAGCCACAGGCGAGUAGGGGCAUUUGGGAGAUUUGAAUCUCCCUUGUGCUAUUAUGGGGGUCAUAUUGACCCCCAUAGAGUGAGAGGGGGACCUGGGGGGGCUUAUGAAGUGGCGGGGAGCACUGCUCCCUGCCGCUUCUAUCGUUACAUAUUACAAGGAGGGAGCUGCACGCCGGUAGCUCCCUCCUUGUAAUAAACUGAACGAAUAAACUAACACUGAUACAUAGUGUUAGUUUGUUUGGCUGAUCUUUCUAUUCACUCAUUUGUCUGUCUGAUGAAUGAAUGAAUAGAUGAAAUUCCCGUUCGCAUGUCCAGGUGUUUCACUGGGCAUGUGCGGGAAUCUCACAGUCUAUCUAGUGUGGGCUGAUGACGUGUCCCACAGGGACUUCAUCUACCCACACAAAGAUGGCGGCGCCCUGAAUCAAGAUCGGGGCAGAAAAUAAGGAUUAAAAAAUAGGUAAUGUGGGGGGCUUAGGGGCAUUUGGGGGUGACUAGUGGGUCAAUUGGAUGUAGUGGAGGCGGGAGGGGGGUUAAAAAAAAAAAACGGGAUUCGGCAUGACAGUGCCGCUUUAAAGGCCUGGCCAGUGUUUGGCCCUGCUCCCACUCUCCUUGUCAAUCGCAGCCAAUCCAAUGCCUUCCCCAAUGGAAAGCAUUGGAUUGUCUGACAUUGUCAUUUCUGAUGUCCACCAAAGAGGGGGAUUGGGGGUAGGGUCAGCGCUGGCUGACCUGAGCAGCACUGGAAAAAAGUAUGUUUUAACAUACUUAAGUAUGCUUUCUAGGAGGGCUGAGGGGGAGCACCUAAACAAUCGUUUUAACACUAUAGGGUCAGGUAUACAUGUUUGUGUUCCUGACCCUAUAGUGUUCCUUUAACAAGUUAGUUUAACUCACCUUUAGUCUCCCAGCAAGUCAGUCUUUCACAGCCAUCUCCCCUGGCUAAGAUCAUUACAGAUGAUUUUAGCCAAUCGAUUGCAUUCCCUUAGGGAAGCAUUGGCUGGCUUUCAUGCAUACAUAUCUAUAGUGAGUAUUCAAUGUCGUCAUGCAGAGCGUGAAGAUUCUGAACACCGGGAUUACACCUAGAAGGUCUUCUAGUGGCUGUCUGUUUGAUAGUCACUAGAGGUGACACUGUUUUUUCUCAGAAUAGGCAAUGUUUACUUUGAGGCUUCAUGGAUAGUCUCUUUACAGCAGAAUCACUGUGCCAUGCUGUUAAACUUGCAGAAAGAACAUAUUCAAGUUUGGAAUUGACAUAGGUAUUACAUUUUGUGGACCAAAAAGGUUGAGCUGACAAGAUAGUGAAUUUGACAUUUUCAAGCUCAGUUGUUGUAGGUUUAAAUUCGGAAUAAUUAAAGAGGAACUUACUUCCUGAGUGACGGUGUUAACCCAUGACAUCUUGGGUGCACUCUUGCUAGCUAGAGCAUUUGCAGGGACAUUAAGUACGAGCACAUGCUUAUGAAACUGCUGGAAAAAAUGCUGAACAUGUAUUAUGCAUAUAGAACUGCUUGGUGUAACUAAUCUGCAUGCUGUGUGUAGUGUGAUACAAAAAAAAAUCUCUAAUGAAUAAAAAAAAAAAGGUAUUUUUUUUGUUGGAUAUUUGCUUGUUCUAAGAAUUUGAAAGCUACAAUCCUCCGUAAGGAGUUAAAAAUGUACUUAAAUUGUCUCCCUCGCGGUACUCUCUCUGCGGCUGAUCCUACCUCCUUGUCUGAGAUUGUCAAUUUUAAUGAUCUCAGCCAAUCCAAUGAUGCUUUAUUCAGAUGGUUGGCAAUUUCAACAGAGGCACCUCUAGUGGCUCUCAGUGUAUAGCCUUUAGAGGCAUUUUAACCUCCCCUUUUUUUUUUUUUUUAACCAAUUCCUCCAGAAGUAGGCUAGGUGUGCAUAGUGUCUUUUUUUUAAUGUAGCGAUUUUAAUAUAUUGGUCAUCAAUUCUCUGCUGUGUAGAAGUUAAACCACCUUGUUUAUGCAGCUCUUGCAACUCUUCCUAUGGCAAGCAAGGUGCCUGUAGGUAGGUGACUGCUUAGGAGGAAAGAAACACCAGUCCUGCCAAUGGAAGCAGGUGCUAGAGCGAGAGCCCCCUUCCUUGGCCCGGGGCUCAGUCUCUCACUGAACGGAACCCUCUUAUGAGGGGGACCUGGGGAGGACCACCCCCCUCGCCCUCUCUCAGUAAGCCACUCCCUCCAUUGUUUUACCUUUCAUUUGCGAUGUUGUACAAUUAUGUCAUCAAUUUAAAUAUGUUCUUAUUGUUUUUGUUUUUGUAGUUUUUACAACAGUAUAAUCACUACUUGUCCAAUGUCGAGAUCUUCAAGCUGCAGCCUGAUAAAUCCAACAAGGAGUUGUCUACAUUGGUCAUGUUCAUGGCACAGGUGAGUUUCUGCUGAACACAAUAGUUUAUAUUUAUCAAAGUGUUCUGAAAAGUGACUAUUACAUUCUACAAUUAUUUUGAUGGUGUUUUAAAAAGUGAUCUAAAAAGUGAUGGUCUCCUUUGUAAAUUCAGCCACUUCUUGGAGGAAUUUCUAUUUCAGAAGAUUGCCAUAUUUAGUGUGGUGGACAAGAGAAUAGAAACAGAACUCUUUUUUUUUCUGGUUGGAAAAAGUAGCAGAAAAAAUAAUUUACCGGAAAAAAAAGCAUAUAUUUAAUUAAUUAAAUGGUGGUUGGGGUGCAAAAGAAACAGCAGAUGAAAAAAAUUUAAUAAAAUAGAUUUAAUAAAAUACUCCAAACAUUUAAAUACAAAAGUGUCGGAAACAGAGGGAUAGCCAGGAUGGGGUGCUUCUGCCUGUAGGACCAUAUGCUGUCUGUCAUUUCAAAGUUUAAAAUAAUUUCCUCCCUCACAAAGCUCAAUGCUUGUUGUGAUGCCAGGAGUUGCCAUAAAUGGGGGUUUUCAGGGGAAGUAAUAUCUGGAGGUACACUGUUUUUUUCAGCACAGAUGGUUGUGCACCCAGAACAUGAAUUUCUAUAUAUUGGUGCUGCUGUAAAGGCCAAAAUAUACAGCUCACACAUAAAAAUACAGUUUUAAAAUUUGAGGCUGCAUAAAAUCACCUAUCUCAGCAAACAAAUAUGGUCAUUUUGUUCCACUAUUGGGGUCAUAUCGUGUAAAAGCCCACCACUAAAUCACACACAAAUGUGUGAGUAAAAAUGAAAAUUAAAAAUUUACUGCCACAAAUUUUCUCAAUUUUCUUUUGCUAAAACGGCUGCAUCAAAACAUUCCAUAUAGAAUACCUUGGGGUGUCAACUUCUCAAAUAUAUACACGUUCAUGGCAAGAAAAUAAAUUGGGAUAUGUGAAAAGGCCCCUAAAAAGAAGAAAAACACAUGUCAGAAGUUUAGCACCCUCCAAACAACCCAACAAACCUAAGCAUAGGUGGUAUCACUGUACUCAGGAAAUGUUGCUGAACACAUAACAGGAGCUUAGAAUCCAUUCCUAAAGGACAAUGUGAAAGAGAAAUAACACAAAAAAAUGACUACCCAAAAGUUUGACAAAGACUGGUGGUAGAAUUAGUGCAUGGAAAGUGUUAAAAUGCCACCAUUUGAAAUACCCUAGGGUGUCUACAUUUUUCAGAAAAUAUUGUUUGAUGGGCGUAAAUCACAUUGGCCGGCUUAAAAUAUUUCCCAAAUAGGACAUGGGUGCAUGAUGACCAGCUGUGAAAAGUCCAAAUUGGAAAACUAGAAAGGGCACCCUCCAAAUAAGGCAUUUUUAAAAAAUUGUCAUAUUUUCUAAAAGAAAAUUUAUAGUAAAUUAUAUGAUAUGAUGAAAAUAAUGGGAUCUUUAGAAAGACCAUUUAAAGAUGAGAAAAACUGUGUAUAUAAUAUGUGUGGGUACAGUAAAUGAGUAAGUGGAAAACUACAGCUAAACACAAACACCACAUAAAUGUAAAAAUAGCCCUUGGUUCUUAACGGUAAGAAAAUUGGAAAAUGGUCUGGUCACUAAGGGGUUAUGGGGAUGGUAGUGUUCUUUUUAAGGUGUUUCUCUCAUUUAAAUAGGAAUAUUCAUAUUACAGUUUCACUUGACAUCACUUUACUGUACAGCAGGGACACGAUAGAUAAUAUUAUACGAGCUGUAUGCCAAAUGUUUUCCGUUUUCAUACCUGUGCGUUUUGAAUAUAACAAAACAUUUAUAAAACUGGGGGGGAGGCUGCACUCACCUGAAAGCACACAAGAUCCAGCGCACUCCCCUAUCCACUAAACAGCUGUUUAGUGGAUAGGUGAGUGUACUGCAUCUUGUGUAUAACAAAACAUUUAUGACUAUUUUAACAUAAAGUUUUUAAAUGUUAGAUUGUGUAUUUUAUUGAAUUUUAACAUCGUUACACAAACCCAACGGCAGCAUACCUACAGUGUAAUUGUUGGGUGUUUUUGUGUUUCAGACUGCACAUUGUUAUCCUCGUCAUCUUGAAAGCUUUCCCCAGCAGCUGAAAUCACUGCUCUGUUCACAUCACUCCGUGAUGGAUCCGGACCUACGAAUGGUAUUUAUAUUGCUUUCAUUUCACCAAUUUGCCACCUAUUAAUAACAUUAUGACAAUAACUGGGCUCUUUCCAGUGACCAAGGCAUUUCACCUCUGUCAGCUGGAUUGAAAAUGCUGAAUUAACACUAUCGUGUUGUUAGUGUCUGGAAGGCUGGGUUAACCUUCCUCCAGCACUCUUAAACAAUGAAUGCUGCCCAGGUUUGGGUGAGAUUGAUUUGAAAAAUGUUGCCUAAUAAAAAAAAAAAACUGUCACAGGUUUGGUCGGGAAUGGGAGCAGACCAGAGCAGCAACUUCUAUAGGUUGCUACAUGGAAUGCAAGAAAACCACACAAAUCAAGGAAAAAAAUAAGUGUUCUGUUAUUUACCAGGAACACAAUCCAAUCAAAUACAAGCUCCGGUAACUCGGUAUAAGAGAAGGGAGCAGGGAAGGCAGCGUGCUUUAGCUAUUCAGGAAAGCAGCUUGCCCAGGAACUCAGGGAAGCAGCAUGUUCUGGGACACUGAGGGUAAUAGGAAAAAAAUGAGCUCUGGGAUCCUGAGGGUAAUAGAAAAAAUGAGCUCUGGGAUCCCGAGGGUAAUAGGAAAAGCAGCAAGCUAUCGGCUUACUUAGGACAACAGGACCAGACCAUAAACAAAAUGAAUGAACUGGCAAACAAGGCGUAAGACUAGACUAAAUAGAGAGAAGAUAAUUGCAAAGCAAGGCCAGCUGGGAAGAUCUCUCAGGCUGUGUGCAACAAGCUACAACAACCCCACAGAAAGGUAGUGGCACGGUGAGGUAUUGCACCAGACUUAUGAAAGAAAACAGAAUCCUGACACAAACAAAAACUCUUGUGAUAUUUAAGUGUAAAUGUUGAUACUGCAUCUCUAAAUACUCUGUAUAAAUGUGCAAUGCUCAUUUAGUGUAAUCUAUUAAAGGAACACUCCAAGCACCAUAACACUACAGCUCGCUGUGGUUAUGGUGCCUGGAGUGCCCUGAUAUCCAUAAAACUAAAUAGUGCGAUGUGACAACUUAGCUGGAUACCCCAGGCUCCUGUGCUGCAUCUGGUCUUCUGCAGAAAUAUCUGGAUGUCUUAAAUGAGCUAAGCAGGUCUGUAGAACAGUACUCAUUUCUUGAGACACUCGGAUGACUUUCUCAUAACAGCAAUUUUUAGUUCAAUGAAGCUAACUAGAUUCUCCUCCUAGAGAAUCUGAAUGCAGGACUAUGACACGACCCAAGAGUUUCACAAGUUACUCUGGGAGGGUGGCAAAGAACUUCUGGCACCAGGUUUGGAAUGCUAGCUUAAGAUUUUAACCCCUUAAGGACCAAUCUUCUGGAAUAAAAGGGAAUCAUGACAUGUCACACAUGUCAUGUGUCCUUAAGGGGUUAAAGACCUUCUUACCCUUACAAUCUCAGGGGAAAUAAAAUGAAUCUGUUUUUUCAGCUCUGAAAGUCAAGGAAUGUGUGACCAGAGCACAUUGAGCAGAGGCAACUGAAACAAAAUACUGUAAAGUUGGCGGACAGGCACAAAUCUGUUUUGAGAAAAUUUUGAUAGAGAAAAAAAAGCAAUCAGUUUGAUUAAACUAAUAUGUUCUGAUAGCUUUGAAGGUGUUUAUGGUGAUACUCUUCCUGACUGCUUAUUACACACAGUUACAGGCCUUGCUGUGAUUGCUAGGUACACAUUCUUACUGUUGUUUGUAUUCUGCAGACUUUGUGCAAAGCUCUGAUCUUGUUAAGGAACAAGGAUUUAAUAAGCCCCUCUACUAUUCUGGAGCUGUUCUUUGAACUUCUGAGGUGCCACGACAAACUUCUUAGAAAGGUAAGACACAAUGGGUAUGGAUAAGUUUGUUAGAGUAAUCCUUUUUUCAUUGGGUUCCAGUCCAUAAACGCUCAAGUGUUUAUUAGGUCAAAGCUGAACAUUAUGGGGAAUUUUCAGGAUAAAAUAUAUAGCAUGUAGUAUUUAUCCCACUAUUAGCUGACACGUGUGACUGAUCCCACAAGGAAGUGGGCUGAAUAACAUAAUGAUGGCUGGGGGCAUCUCCACGUGCUCAUGUAGUGUUGUUGUGUUUUUUUGUAAUGAUGGCAUCAUGUUAUAUUAAAGCUAGCAAUUUCUGAGAUUUAAAUAGAUUUUUAUUUUAUUUUUUCUUGGAACAAAACCUUAUUUUUUUUUUUUUUUUUUUUUAAUGUCUAACACUUUCUUUGUUAAAGCGGCACUGUCAUGCCGAACUUACCUUUCCUCAAUCUCUUCCUCUUCUCCUCCUCUCUCAAGAUCUGUUCUUCUUUUCUUCCUGUCUUCUUUAGUUUUCUUUAAAAUCAUAAGACAAAGUAGGGACUCUUUGCCUUAUGGAGGUUUCCUCCGCUUGACCAGCUUUUACCAGCGGAGGAGCAAAGUGUGCUUCAUUUCCGCUGGUCAGAGCAAUUUUCCCACAAUUCUUACCUUUCCUCUGUGAUCUUGCAAUGCUUCCUGUCAUUUUAGACGAAACUGCCGAAUUGCGUUCUAACUGAAUGAGAACAGUAUGUUCGUUUCUUUUAGAACUCAAUUCGGCACUUUGUUUGAAUAUUGGAUGAAUGAAUGAAACAAAGAUGGCGGUGCCCUGAAUAUAGAUUGGGGCAGAAAAUAAAGAAUAAAAAAAUAGGUAAUAUGGGGGGCUUAGGGGCAUUUGGUGGUGACUAAGGGGUCGGUUAGAUGUAGUGGAGUCGGGAGGGGGGUUUAAAAAAAAAAAAAAAGAAACGGGAUUUGGCCAUGACAGUGCUGCUUUAAUUAUGGUCCAUAUACUACCGCUGAUUGGAAUAAUUUCAGAAACAUUAGAAACUAGACAGAAUUUUUUUGAAUGCUAACAUUCUAAUGUUUAAAAUAAAUAUAAUUUUUUAUGUUGGGAUUAAGCUUGAUUAAACAUUAUAGGCAUUAUAAAAGAGCUUUGCAGCAGCUGGUGAUCUACAUUCUGACUCUCUCUGGUGUCCUGGAAAGUGAGCCGAGUGUUCCUGAGUACAAUUCAACUUUCUAAUGUUGCCUUUGUAUUGUCCUAUAUUACUAACCCAGAGCUAUGUUAAUAUUUUUUUCUCCUUUCUAGACAUUAUAUACUCAUAUUGUGACAGACAUAAAGAAUAUAAAUGCCAAACACAAGAACAACAAGGUUAACACGGUAAGUGUUGGUGUUUGGUGUUUUUUUUUCUCCAUAUCUUAUAGUGCAUCAUAAAAAAAAAUAGCUUUAAGUAACCCAUUCUUCUCUUUUGACAGACCUUGCAAAACUUCAUGUAUACGAUGCUGAGAGACAGUAAUGUCAUAGCAGCAAAGAUUUCCCUAGAUGUCAUGGUUGAACUGUAUAGGAGAAAUAUCUGGUAAGGAGAAAUAGCAUUAUAUUUUAAUGUUUUUGAGAUAUCUUACACUUGUGUUGAAUCAAUGACCAAUGUCCUAAAAAGUGAAUGGAAGUGUAACAUUCUUCAAUAUUAACCAGCCUUUGAACUAACAAAGCUGCAUUCAUGGCACUAUUGCUCACUCUGUCACCCCCCCCUCGAUCGCGUCCAACCCUGCCAACAUAAAGGGUUAAAAACACUUUACUUACCUGAUCCCAGCAUUGUCCCUCUGCACUGUGUCGCAGCUCUGCCUCAUCUGAUGUCCCGCAAUGAGUGGGUGUUAAUGCGCAGCCAGUGCAGCACAUGCAUUAGUCCAGGGAUCAUCAAACUGUGGCCCUCUAGAUGUUGCUGAACUACAACUCCCAUGAUUCUUUUAAUUACAUAGAUAGCCAGAGAAUCAUGGGAGUUGUAGUUCAGCAACAUCGGGGGGGGGAGGGGCAGGGUUUGAGGACCCCUGCAUUAGACCUAUCCAUAGGAAAGCAAUCAAUAAAUGCCUUCCUAUGGGGAAAUAGCUGACGCUGGAUGUCCAGCGUCCAUUACCAGAUAAAGUCUGUUUGCAGCCAGGAAGCGCCUCUAGUGGCUGUCUCUGGAACUACAUUGCUUCUCUGGAACUACAAUGUUUAACAUUGCAGCACUAAGUGCAAUAGGGACACUACACCCAGACCACUUCAAUGAGCUGAAGUGGUCUGGGUGCCUAUAGUGUCCCUUUAAUGACUUCUACUGAUGCUUGCCAAAUAUGCAGUGUUGAUUGUAAUCAUUACAUAUUUUACUUUGUACAAUUUACUAAUAACAAGGCAUUGUCAACCCUUUACUGAAUGUCUCUUAUAGUACUUUUUCAUGUAUUGCCUUAAUUUUACAUGUAUUUUUUGUUUGUUCUAGGAAUGAUACCAAAACGGUCAAUGUAAUUACAACAGCCUGCUUCUCCAAAGUUACAAAGGUAUUAAUUUAAACAAAUAAAUGUUCAAUGUGUUUUACUGUUUUAGUUUCAUUUCAAAUGCUGGAUGUUUUGUAACUUGCAAAGGGUGCUUUAACGGGGACCUGCCCCAUUAGAAACCUCCAAAAAUGCUCCAGAACUGCUGAACGCUGUUGGAGAAAGUCUCACUGUGUGUCUGACUUUCUCCACUAUAAAUUUAUACUGCGCUCAUACAGCUUGGCUUUUUCCUCUGCAAAAGUAAAUUACUUUAAUACCCUCAUAACCACACUCUCCCGCAAACCCAAAAUCACGAUUUCACACAUUUAACUCUCUUCUUCGCCCUAUUGUUCCUCCUCUACCUACUAACUUUACCGCCUCAGACUUUGCAACUCACUUCACUGACAAGAUCUCUACAUCAGGGUAGAGAUCUCUCAUCUUUCUUCUUCACCUUACAAUACUUCCCCAAUCCUGACUCCCUCUGCUGUUCUAUGUUCAUUCGCACCCGCUACAGCAGAAGAGGUUUCUGCUCUGCUCCAGUCCUCCUGCCCCACCACCUGCUCCCUAGAAUUCCUCACAUCUCAUCCAUACUCUUUCUUCUUCUUUCUCCACUUCUCAAUCUCUCUCUCUCCCCUCUGGCAUAUUUCCAUGGCCCUUCAAACAUGCAACUGUAACCCCAAUUCUAAAGAAGCCCAACCUUGACCCUAACUCCCUGUCCAACUACUGUCCUAUCUCGCUACUGCCUUUUGCGUCCAAGAUCCUUAAAAGAAUUGUGUGUAAGAGAUUGACAGACUUCCUCAAGUCCAACUCUCUGCUAGAUCUGCUUCAGUCUGGUUUCCACGCUAUCCAAUGAUCUACUCGCUGCAAAAUCUCAUGGUCACUACUCUAUCCUAAUUCUCCUUGACCUUUCUGUGGCUUUUGACACUGUUGAUCAUCAACAGCUUCUUCUAAUCCUCCGCAAUAUCGGUCUACAAGAUAUUGUUCUCUCCUGGUGCUCCUCCUACCUCUCCCUGUGCUCAAAUCUUUCCCCCCCCCCCAACUCCUCUCUGUUGGUGUCCCCCAAGGCACAGUCCUUGGUCCCCUACUGUUCUCUAUCUAUACUGCCUCCCUUGGUAAACUCAUUAGAUUUUUUGGCUUCCAAUAUCAUUUCUAUGUGGAUGACAUGCAAAUCUACCUGUACUCUCCUGAUCUCUCCCCGUCCCUCUUGACUAGUGUCUCUGACUGCCUCUCUGCUGUUUCUAACUGGAUGGCUGCCCACUUCCUUAAACUCAACUUGACCAAAACUGAAAUUCUGGUCUUUCCUCCCUCAAGUGUUGUUACUCCUGUGUCUGUCUCCCUCCAAGUCAACGCUGCUACCAUCAGCUCCAUCACACAGGCUUGCUGCCUAGGUGUUCUCUUUGACUCCGACCUCUUCUUCACGCCUCAUGUUCAGUCUAUCGCCAAAUCCUGCCGCUUCCAUCUCAAAAAAAAUUGCGCUCAUCCGACCCUACUUAGCGCCAGAUGCGACUAUCAUGCCGGUCCAUUCCACUGUCCUUUCUCUAAUUCUGGUUUUAGCUUUCAAAUCUCUACAUAAUGCUGCUCCACCUAUCUAUCCUCCCUAAUACAUAAGAUCUACGAUCUGCUGAAGACUUACGUCUAUCUUCUGUCCGUACUCCCAUCUCUGGUGCUCGCCUUCAAGAUUUCUUGAGGGCUGCACCAUUCCUGUAGAACUCACUUCCCUCCUCUGUUAGAUGCUCACCCAGUCUCCACUCCUUCAAAAAAUCAUUAAAAACCCACUUCUUCAUAAAAGUGUAUCAAUUAAACUGUUAAUAGCUCCCAUCUGAUUCCUCUCUUGCAACUGUCAUUAGUCUAAUACUAUCAUUACCUUUUGUGUAACUUUACUCCACUCCCUUUAGCAUGUAAGCUCUUUGAGCAGGGCCCUCAACCCCUCUGUUCCUGUGUGUCCAACUUGUCUGGUUACAACUACAUGUUUGUUCGUCCACUCAUUGUAAAGCGCUGCAGAAUUUGUUGGCUCUAUGUAAAUAAUAACAUAAUAAUAAUUGUCUGAUUAUAGUCGUGCUCGGUAGAAAGUUGCUAUACUUCUCUAAGCCUAUCUAUCCUCUCUGCACCAUCAUAUUUUUAUUCUUGGUCAUCAGCCCCUUGCAGCUUCCAUCUACCAGAAGCUACAACAUCUCACUGUUGUACUGUUGCAUGCACAAUAGUAUAAAGUGGGACAUUGUGGUGUGUGUGUUUUUACUUUACAGAUAAUAUGCAUUAUAUUGUCUACGGGCUCAGAUAACAUAGCAACAACAAAAUAACAUGGACCUCGAUAUUAUUUUUGAAUAAGGUUUUCAAAUGAUUACCAUAUGUUGGAUAACUAAUUUGAAACCUCUUUCUAUCAAAUCGUUAUCAUUUCAAAAGUUUAUCCAAAAAUAUUAAAUCGUGGCCUUAGGUCACAGUUUCAAUUGAUUUUAUAAAGGAAACACUAAUGUAUGAUGAUUAGUCUACUGUGUAAAAAGCUGUGCUGGAGAAUAAAAUACUCCAGUAGCAUUUACUGAGGUGAGUUAAAAGGCACUGAUCCCAACACAAAGGUUGCUGUUUUUCUUUGUUUCAUUUUUGUCUUCUGUUUUAUUUUAAACAUUAUUUUUUAAUGGUUGACACCUUUCUUUACAAAGAUUAUUUUAUAAUUGCACAAGAUCUUUCAUGUAAUUUUUUUAACAUGUUGUUGUUUUGGAAUGAUUAUGGAGAGACUUUUUUUUUUUUCUUUUUAUAGGGUUACUCCAAACACCAUGAUUUGAAGUGGUCAUGGUGCAUUGAGUCUGUAUGUGCAGUGUUUUUGCUUUGAAGAGCUGCCCAUACAUAUAAAUUAACCCCUCUGCUGCUGGAGGUAUAACGUCAUAUCUGCCAGCAUCACAGGGGCCUAAUUAGCCAGGACGAACUAGAGUUCUAUCCUACCCUCAGUCCAGCCACCUUGAACUCCCUCAGAAAAAUAUCGGACUGAGGGAGGACUUGGCCCGGGUAAUAGAGAUUUCUACCAAUCCAUGGAAAGGAUAUCAUUCCAAUAAAUAUUUGUUGUAUAUAAGCAAGAAAAGCAUUUUUGGCCUGGUCAGAAAUCAUGUAAAUCUAACCUUUUCUCCUCAGAUUCUUGUUGCUGCACUGAAAUUUUUUCUUGGAAAAGAUGAGGAUGAGAAAAAAGACAGUGAUUCCGAUUCAGAGGUCAGAAUUUUCUCUACUGUCUUUUUUUAUAAAGAUCGAAAUCUAUUUAUGUAAACUCAUUCACAUCUAUCUAGUAUGCUUUCUACCACUUGUGAAGAACAGUACACUUUAAGAAUAUAAUUGACAUAACAUUUUGAAUAUGAAAUUUAGUUGAUACAACAACUAGAAUAACAACAAAAUGGAAACUCUUAAACUCAGAAAUAUACAUUUAUUUUAUGAGGGAGAUUGGUACAAGCUUCCAGUUGUCACUGUGUUAAUAUACAUAUAGCUGAAAAUUAACUAGAGGUCUCUCCAUAACCGAUCUUAUUAAAGAAUGAAGAUGGCCCCACGGCUAGAGACCUAAUAUUGAGAUACUCUACUGGGAAAAAAAAUACAAAGAGUAAGAAGAAGCUGGAGAAGGCCAUGAAAGUAUUGAAGGUAAGCCUUGAAUGCAGACUCAUCACUUAGAUGCACCUUUUACCGAGGAAGGAAAAAUAAACAGUUCUGUGAUGUCCAUGAAGGUAUUGAUACAUUAUCAGCUUAGGCUUGUUCAAUUAACAAACAUGGUAUUUGUUAUAUUUCACAGAAACAUAAAAAGAAGAAAAAGCCAGAGAUAUUUAACUUCUCAGCCAUUCAUUUGGUACAUGAUCCCCAAGGUAAGCUUUGCAUUUAUUGAAUUAAAUGUACAACUCGAAAGCCCAUGGUAUGCAGCAGCACUGUGAAAUCUGCCUUCUGUACCAUGUAUAAAGCAAUGUAAUAUUGUUAUAUAAAGAUCUAAUCCACAACGUAUGCUAUAAAUCCCAUAAUCCAUGGCUGUCAUUCUACAAAUGUCUGGCAACAAAAUAAGGUUUGUAUGUUCUGGAAAAAUAAAUUGGCCAAUCUAUAUUAUAUUCUUAAAUAGCGUGUCCAGGUCACUAGCCCCCUGUUAAGUGCAAUCCCGGUUUAUAUCUCCUGCACAUAGUACAGAUAGUAAUGGAACACUCAAGACAAUACUUCUCUAACGAUGCAUAAAUUAAAUGGAUGCACUUUUAAAGCAACCUGUGUAUUUUAUUUGAAGGUAUGCUCAUCCUUUUUUUUUUUUUUCUUGCAAUCAAGGUUUAAGUUACAGAUCUAACCUUAUCACAGCAAAGAGUCUAAUUAUGGUGGUGGUUGUAAACCUCAUUUAAUUCUCCCCGCAAUCUAUGUUCUUUUCCACUUAACCUCUGUAGUACAUGCUCCUAUUAGUUGAGCUGGUUUCUUUGCCCAGUCCUGUUAAUGAUCACUAUUGGGAUGUCAGAAACCUGUCUAAUCCAAAUUGAUUGCAGGUCAGUAAAUUUAUUUUGUGUAUGACAAUCUUUGUAGGGCAUAUAAAUUCGCUUUUAUAGGCAUUCAGUCUUAGAAGGGCUACAUUGGACCAACUGUUUCUUGUUUCAGAUUUCUCUGAGAAGCUGUUGAAGCAGUUGGAAUCCUCAAAGGAAAGAUUUGAAGUGAAAAUGAUGCACAUGGACCUGAUUUCCAGAUUGGUUGGGAUCCAUGAGGUAAAGACUUUCCCUACAUUUAAAACUAUUUCCUGUUUUAUCCUGCGUUGGGGUGGACCAGAAGAAGGAGCUCUUCUUUUAAGGGAGAGGGAUUUUACUGUGUGCUGCCACUGAGAAUUAUUAAAUCUCUGCUCUUUGUCCCCAUGUUAUGUAUUUUGAUCAUUUUGUUCUUGCAACUUUGGAAAGCCUCUUACUAUAGCAACUAUAACAGUAUUCCAGUCUAUUAAUGGAAACUGCUAACUACUAAUCAUUUUGGCAUUUGCUACUUUAUACUAAAUAUUUCACAUAGAUUAAAGGAACACUUCAGGCACUCAAAUUGCAGCAGUGCAUGUGAUCUAAAUCUUAACGGGUGAGAUCUUUUUAUUUUAUAUUUAUUGUUUGAUACCAAAUACAAACGGUGCAAAGCAAAUAAGAUACAGUGGGGUGUUUUUUGUUUUCUUUUGUUCUGUAGAAAUGAAUGGAACAAAAAAAGAGAACUGCUUACACAAGCAACUGUGAAUAGCUCAUUUUACAUUUUCCAAGUGAUUUUGACAUUUGACUGCUAAAGUAUUAAUCUCUUUGCAUGAUAUGCCGUCUGACUAAAAGCAAAUCAUAGCGAUUUGAAAACCAUAUUGCAAAAUAUAGGCAAACUUUUUUUUUUUUUUUAUCUGGAAAAUAUACUCUACUCUGCUCACAGCUUGGCUUUUUGUUGAUUUCAUAACACAAGUGCAUGAUUACCUUAGUUUAUUUGCUUUUCUUUAUUCAUUUAUUUAACUGAUCUAUUUACUUUUCUUUAUUACAGCUUUUUCUCUUUAACUUUUAUCCAUUCAUACAAAGAUUUCUCCAGCCUCAUCAAAGGGGUAAGCCAUUUUAAUGCCAGCAACCACUGAUUGCCUUUUUUUGUGUGUCAAUCUUUGUUUAUUAGUAGUAGGCGAUACAGAAAUAAGAAAUAGAAUAGCAUUUAAACAACACGGUAAGGUACAUUAGUUUGAGUGAAUACCUUCUUCAGGCUGCUCCCCCCGCAUACACAUUGGGGGUUAGGUGGCUGAGUACUUUCGUGCGUUGGUGAAUGGACUUUAUUUUGCAUGACCCCUAGUUAUCUAAUUUGCGGAGGUACACUGUGCCUCCUUUGGAGGGUAUGGGAAGUACAGAGGUGUUACAAUCCCAUAUCUCAGUCUCUGUGCCCUUGUCCUACAUCCCAGGGAUCCCUGUGCCUUUUUUCCUGUGUUUGUUUGUAGUGUGUGUCAGGGGUCAUGUGGGUAACCCGUCUUUUUCCGUAGAGACUCGUCUGUUCUCUCUGCCUAUUGUCUGUCAUAUGUCAUAUACCCUUGGGGGUUGUUGUGGGUCUGUGUAACCUGCUCGUGAAUGGCGUGUUUGCCUCCAGUUCGCGUACCCUAACGAAGAGUCCCCAGUAUGUGUCAGAGGUGGAGAAAAUAGUGGUAUAAAGAGGGGAAGGGGGUGAGGAACAGGCUGGAUUGGAAUGUCUUGUGAGUCGCCCCUAUCCAUCACGUCGCGAGCACGCCCCCGGUGGGUUGGUUCCUAGGUUCGUCCCUGUUGCACAGGUAGUACGUCCAUGUCCUCCAGAUCUCCUCGUGUUUCUCCUCUCACUGCCGCUAUUUCGGCUUCCACUUGCCUGAUUUCCUCCCACUGAUUGUAUUUGAAGUGCCAUGUUUCAAGAGCAAAGGCUUUAUGUACUGUGCAGUAUAUGAAAUGGUGUGGAAACCACAAGUAAUGUGUGAAAAAAAAAAAAACACAAUUAAAAUAUAGGUAGAUGGGUGGAAGAAGUAUAGAUAAACAUACGGGUGAGAAUUCUGGUGGCCACAGUUUUCCCCAGUUCUGUACUAAUCACUGUCUAUUGCUUUUUAGAGGUAACAAAGAUUCUUUUGUUUGCUGCUCAAGCCACUCAUCAGUUAGUGCCUCCAGAAGUAAGUACAGAUCCUUUCCACAUCUUCUACAAUAUAUAAAAAAAACCUCCCUGCACAGCUUCACACACACACACACACACACACACACAACAGAAUAGAGUUUCUAAAGAAAGACAACUUUGUUUUCUCCCCAGGUUGCACAGUCUGUGCUGAUGACGAUUGCUAAUAACUUUGUUACAGACCGAAACUCAGGAGAGGUUAUGACUGUUGGGUAAGAUUGUACACGGGCCACAAUAUAAAAAUACAUUAUUUAUAUUAAUAUACAGUCCAUACUACUGCUUUUAUUUGUAUGGCUAAUGGUAAGCCACUUCCAUAUCUCUAAAACAUGUAUUUUCCAUUUUAACUUGUGCUGGUAUUUCUCAGAAUAUUUUUCCCUUCUAUUAGUUUGUUAUAAAUGUUUAUUUUAAUUUGUGGUUUCCUUUUGCAGGUUAAAUGCCAUCAAAGAAUUGACUGCUCGAUGUCCAUUAGCGAUGACAGAAGAUUUGCUUCAAGAUCUAGCACAGUACAAGACACAUAAAGAUAAAAGUGAGUUGUAGUUUGACAGAACAGUUCAUACAGGAAGUAACUAAAGCAGUGGUUUCCAAACCUGUCCUCAAGGCACGACUACCAGUCUAGGAUUUAGGGAUUACCCAGUUGUGUCUAAGGUGUUUUUAAAAAGGAAAACUUCCUACUCUCUGGCAAUAGUAGCCAGGUAAGUAGUUAAACCAUUCAAAAAACGUUGACUGCUUAAACAGGACACUCCUGGCACCAUAAUCACUAUAACAAUCUUUAAUCUUCAUGUUUCUUGGAGUGUUCCUAAGGGUUUCAGGAGAUGUUCUAAAACACUUUUUUUUUAAAAUUCUUAUUUUAACUGUGUUUGAAGAAUGUGUUUUGUACCUCUUUCACUGCUUUUAAAUUGUUUAAUGUUCAUAAUAUUUAAGCAAUGCCUCAAACUAAUAGUUUUCUACAUACAUGUAAUCCUGAUUUAAAAGGAAAACUGUAUAAUUUUGUGUCUCCAAUUAGAUGUCUCCAUGUCUGCCAGGUCAUUGAUACAGCUCUUCAGAUCAUUAAAUCCUAACAUGUUGCAGAAGAAAUUCCGGGUAGGUCAUUGUAAACACUAUUCUAAAAUCGAUGUUAAUACACAUUGCAGACGUGCUUAUCCUGGGAAGGUAAUUAAAUUAGGGGCACGCUUUUAACAAUAAACUGUAUUGUUAAUACUUAUAGGGUAAACCAACAGAGGCCUCCACUGAGGCACGAAUUCAUGCGUAUGGAGAGUUGGUUGCAAAAGACUAUAUUCCAGGGGCAGAAGUUCUGGAAGUCGAAAAAGAAGAAAACAAAAAUGAAGGCGAAGAUGAUGGUAAAUUAAUACCUACCUUUAAAAAAAAAAAAAAAAAAUUUUAAAAAAUACCUUUUUGUAUUUUUCUGCAUCCACGGUACAGGUAACGGCAAAAAAAAAUGAAAUUUCUUUUUAUAGAUGGAUGGGAGAGUGCAAGUCUUAGUGAUGAUGAUGAGGAUGGAGAAUGGAUAGAUGUUCAUCAUUCCUCAGAUGAAGAACAUCAGGAAGUUGUAAGUAGUGGGCCAAUACAGUCUUUAUGCUUGUGUUUUGUGUAUUUGGAUAUUCAGAUUGAUUCUGGGAUGGACACUCCCUUUCACACACUCACUCAUUCUCUAUCUCUCUCUGAAUUUGCCUGGAAAAGAUUUCCAUAGAGAACUCGUCUUGAAAGUUCUCAUUUUUUUGUUUUUCAAUACAGGAAAUGUGAUUAUAUUCCUGGGAUCCUAAAACCUCCUAUGAUAGGGGUUGGAAAAUGUUUAAAAUACAUUUGCCCAGCUUUUACAUUGUGGCAUUACUCCUGGGUAGCUCUUUACCUAUUGGCUCCGAGGAAAGUAAGAAAUCAGGUGUAAAUAAGAAAUGACUCCAGUCUUUUUUUUUUUUUUUCCUGUCCUCUCAGCAGGUCAGGAAUACCUAUUUAGGUAUUUCAGUUCACCUUGCUGCUUUUUCAUGUAGCAUUUUUUUACAUUCAGCCUCUUCUCAGAAUCCCCAGGGAACAGCUCUGUGCAUGUUGACCUUCUGGGGACUAGUCGUAGUUACUGCAGACUUUAGUUACUGGGCUAGUUAUAUAGCUGUUGUGAUGUGAGUUGCAUGCUAUCCCACAUGUCUCCCUACUCCUGAGAGCUUUUCUCAAGGCUAACAUACCUAUCCUUGUUCUGUGCAGCCGUUGCUUAUGCCUUUUCUCUUUCUUCCAUUUUCUGGUAGUCUAGAGUUGUGUGGCUAAUCUCCCCUUAGCUUCAGUGUUCAAUGCUAGUACACUGCUGGCUGGAGUAAUGGGGCUGCUCCCUUCCUCUUCCCUCUUAUUCUCUCUGUCUGUAUCAUUUUUUUUAUGACUAAUUGCUGUGUAACUACUUUAUAAUUGAAAAACAUUUUCUGAUGUAAGCAUUUCUUAAAGAAAUAACAUUAGCAAUUUAACUCAAAGGCAGAGAAAAUCCAAGCAAUGCCGGAGGAGGAAAGGAAAGUCAAGGCUUCCGCAGUCAGUGGAAGCAGAUUUCUCACCCAGGAAGAGUUUAAGAAGAUCCGGAUCGCUCAAAUGGCCAAAGAAAUUAAUGCAGCUCCAGGAAAAUCUGAAAAAAGGAAAAACAUUGAAAUUGACAGUAGUGAUGAUGAACGCAAGUAUGUGUAUUCUCUUAACCACAAGUACAUAGCAAUCUACAGGUUAAAAUGCAGGCAUCACAUUUGUAUCCUUACUCCGUGUGCUUUACACGUAUUGCUGUAUAGGGUAGCAUUUACAGAUUAUGUAGUGGCUUAAAGAACAUUUUAGAAAUUGUUUAGGAGAUUAGAGAUGGUUUCAUACUGAUGGAAACUCCUGCUUUAUAAAUUAAUGUUUUAUUGGUAUUGUGUUAGCCUGUUAACUAAAUAAAUGUUAGAGGAAGCAUCUAAACAUUGCAAAGUAGAGGAGUGAAGGCAGCAUGGUGUCUCUAAUAAGUCUAUUCACUUAAAGGGACUCUAUAGGCACCCAGACCUUUUCAUGUCAAUGAAGUUGUCUUGAUGCUGGAAACAAUAUAAGUAAAAGCAUAGUGCUGUUUUAUAUAUUUUUAAAGAAAUGGGGAACUUCUAGUCUUGAAGAAAAGAUUAUUUCAGAACAAUAGUUUUAACAGUGGAUCGUAGUGCAUGAUAAGCCAAGAUUGCUAAAUUUAGGCCAGAGUUACAAUGCUGGGAAUAAAGACCCAUGAUUGUAAUGUUUCAUUCGAUUACUGACAAAAGCAAGUUUCAAGCAUAUUUGUAAACUUAAUUGAACGCUCCUUGGUUACCUAGCAAACUAUUUCUCUGUAAAUUAUAUCUGAUGUUUGAAUUUCAUACCUUUCUUCAAUAAUUCCUAUUCUUGCUUCAAUUCCAGGGGUGAGCUACUUUCGCUUCGAGAUAUUGAGCACCUGCAUAAGAAACCAAAAACUGACAAAGAAACAAGACUUGCCACAGUCCUGGUAAAGAUCUUUUACAUGAUGCAUCACUAUUUCUAAACUAUUCAUGUCAUCCAUAUGUUUCCCCUUAUCAGCUAGUUUUGGUAGAAUAAUGUAUGAUUGGUAGAUUCCAGAAACACCUAACAGAUAGGUAAUGGGUAUGUCAUCACAUAGUCCUGCCUUUCUAUGUUGUGUUCCAUUCCCUCUUUACCUAUAUACAGUGUAUUGCUGAUGCUCUCUAGGAACUCGAUGGAAGCAUAGCUGGAAAAAGUACACAGCCAGGUAUUACACGUGACCCAGAUUUGUGAGGGACUGGAAUUUUUGGCACUUGUAUUCUGAAUGUGUGGCAGCUUUGGAUCCGCUAACCAAAUCUCUUCUUUCUGGUAGUGUGGUUGAUAUGUCAAGAAAGGUGCAGGGAAGCAGUGCCUGUAUUAUUGUUCUCAGAUCCAAGGAAGUAUGUGAAAUAAGCAGAGAGAACGUAAUAUAGUGUAGUAUGUUAUAAAUUCUGUUUAGCUAUGAAAGAAACAAAUUGCACUUACAAUUUUCUGGAGCUUAUGUUCAGCUCCAGAUUUAUGCGACGGAACAAUCCCAGUCUGUGGAUAUGGAGUUGGCUCCUUGUGCUUGUUAGCAGAUGUUGUUCCCAGUGCUCUUCGUUGUUAUACCGCAAUCUAGCAGUCAGAUGUCCUCAGUAUACAGGAGAAGAAUUUAAAACAAAAUCUAGUGCUCCAAGAGAAAAUUCUUCAGCUGGUAUCCGUGAAUUUAAACUAAGGUUGUGAGAAGAAUGAGGCGCAGACAAAUCGAUAAUUAGACGUUGUUUAUUAGAGGUGCUAUUGGUAACCACUCUAAUAGGAUUUGUCCCCCAACUGUAGCAAUUCAUCAACUGCAGUUGGGUUGUUUGUGGCUGAAAGUAAGUUGGUGCAUUCUAGAGUGCCUGUGGGGUGUUCUAUGAGCACUGUAUGAAAACUGUUGGAGAAAACAGAAAUAAACCAAGUGGGGAGAGAAGGGGGUUGUCAAUGUUAAUCUCAGUCAGUCACUUCUUAUGGAAAAGCUUAGAGGGGCACAUGGCUUUUGGAUGUGCCCUAAGGCAAAUGUGCAACAACCUGCAGGCUUUGUAGCCCAGGAAUACGACUGGUUUGGCUAGCUUAUCUCUUUGGCCCCUGUCCUGACUGAUGGAGGGGGUUUUGGAAGGAUCUGUUUUCCAGGGACACACGUUGGAGGAGUGAGUGGUGGAGGAACAUACUGCACAAGAUGGGGACCUCAGGCCGGCAAAAUGCCUGCAGAACAACUGUGUCCAACUGACUCCAAUCAAUACGGUUACUAAACUGGGCCAGAGCUGCUGCUGCUGCUUUAGAUGACACCGACCUGUGAUCGUCGUAGAAGUCGAAAGCCCCAUAUUUGUGCCCCUGGUCCACCACUGGUCAGCAAAUGACAUCUCUGUAUAACCCAAAGCCGAGAAUGAAUUCAGGGAUGGAUUGUUUUUUUUUUUUUUUAAUUGAGAUGAGGAUCCCUGGUUUUGAGGACCACAGAAAUGUCUCUGUAAUUAAAGGCCCUAUUUUCCAGGAUGUCCUGCCAAGCAAUGAGGAGAGAGACUAGGCUGACAUUUUUGCCUUUCAGAAUGUCUUUCUUAAUGGCAGUGGGAACGGAGUGUGCGGGAGCAAUAACUCGUGGGGGGGGAGGAGGGGGGUGUGUAUUAGUAACGGCACUACCCUGGGUGUAUGCAGGUGUGGAGGCUAGAACUUCAGAUGCGCUGCUAGUAGUAGGGAUGAUGUCCCUAUCAAUAUAGAACUGGCACGUUAGCUAGUGCCGGUGACUAACUUAACUACCCCGUGACAGUUGAAUCCCUGCUAGUUGCCAAGUGGUGAUGAGAGGCUCUACCUAUGAUUUGGCCCAUGGGGGAUAGUGGCCACGAAUUGUUGUGGUUGGGUGUUUGCAUCUUGGUGACCGUAAAGAGUUAAAAAUGAAUAGCCGUGACAUGUGACCCCUGAAGAAGGGGAUAUAGGGUAGAUUUAUCUAAAUGUAGGGGCCUUGUGGAGAUACCUCAGCGAGAGGUUGGGAAUAGGCCUUGCGUGAACAUGAGUAAGUAAUACAAUAAGGCCAGCUCCUAACCCUUUGCAGCCAGUUCUCUAUCCCUAGCGGGCUUGUCAUGUAACCAAUAACGUAAUUGUGACCAUACGUACCUAUAAGUAAACUGCAACACGAAACAGACGGAGGAAAGAGCUGGAGGGAAGAUAGCUGCAAAUGGUACCCAUCUGAAAAUAAAGAUCAAUAAUUACACUGGGAUGAGUGAUAUAUAGGUUUAAUGUUUGUGUAUAAAAAAACAGAAUGUACCCUUACAGGUCUGAUGUGAGCUUACUUUAGACCAGAGAAGGGUCUGUCAAGUGCAUCUAUAAAUAAUAGAAUAUACGUGUGGGUAAAAGAGGUAGGCAUAAGAGGGCAGAGGAGAUAUAUAUAUAUAUAUAUAUAUAUAUAUAUAUAAUCUGAUAGGUGUAGGAAUAUGACUUCAGAAUCCUAAAUUUGCCUAAUGGAGUAAUAGUGAAAGCUGGCAAACUGUACAAGAGAAGUCACUACAUGCUGUAACGUAUUGAGGACCUAACACGUGGGUCUGAUGCAAAGACAAUCACCUAAAAGAGCACAACGCGGAACGUAAAAGGCAGAUUGAGGCCUAAAUAUAGGAGUUUAAUGAACAAAAUGAGCAUAAGGAAACAAAUACCUGACACAAAGUUUGCAGGAAGAACACCGUUAUUUUCCUAAACGUCCAAGCGGCAGUCAUAACAAGUGGGAUGUAGUUGCCCAUUUCUCACAGGACAGGUAGCAUUGAAAAGGUUAAAACAACAAAAUGCACUCCCCACCCCCAGUCUCCUCCCCUCCAAGCCUUAUAAAGGGCAACUCCACCCUGAGCUCCCCAGUAUUUACCUGUCCUCUAGAGAGACAGGUCAGGUAGCAGAGCUCUGCCUUCCCUUGACAGAAAUUGUGAAGUUAUUCACCUUUUUUGUGUUCUGUAUAGAUGUGGUGAGGGGGCUGUGGCUCCUGGAGGGCUCUGUCUUGCUUUUGAAGGGUGCUUAGCCAGUGCUCUGGUCCUUCCAUUACCAGAUUAUGUGAACACAUGACCGGUUCCUGUGUUUCACUCCUUUUUCAUUCCGCUCAAUUUGUACCGGGUGACAGAAGAGGGGAAGGUGCAUCUGUACGCACAGCUGGGAGGCUCCAUAUGUGGACAACACAUUGGGGUGUUGUUGCAUUACACUUAUGAAUUGCAGAGUGCUAUGCAAGUGCACAAAGCGAUCUUGGCACCUGGUGAGAACUCUUGAAUCUGGAGCAGGAUAAUUAAACCCAGCAGUAACGAUCUGGCCACCGGGUGUGUUUCAGAUGAGUUACCAGUGUGCUCUCACCAGCCCUCCAGCACACCAGAGGCUUAUUAGGGUGAGACAAGUAGCUUUCAUCUUAAUAAUUUUUCUUUGCUAAAUAAGCCUGCGGCCUUACCACUCUGAAAGUGCCUGAUCUUGUGAGAUCUUAGAAGCCAUCCAGACUCUGACCUGGUUAGUAAUUGUAUGGGAUGCCAACUAGGAACCUCAGGUGCCAAUAGGAAUGUAAAUAAUUGAUAUAGUACCUGAAACGUAAUAUAACAAGAGAGCAAAGUGAGCACCGCAUUAGGGAAAUUAGACAUAAAUAUGUAUUUUUACGUUUUAUUUUUACCACCAGUGUAACAUAGACUAUGACUAUGUAAUCUAGAGAAAAUACAAAGAACGUGCGGUGUGUGUGUGUGUGUGUGUGUGUGUGUGUGUGUGUGUGUGUGUAUGUAUGUAUGUAUAUAUGUAUAAUAUAUAUAUAUAUAUAUAUAUAUAUAUAUAUAUAAAUUACACACACAUACACUGAGCGCUACAGUUAAAGGCUCCAGAAGGAGGUAGUAAAUGGGAAAACCGCGAAAGGCAAGUGUUUAACCGCACCACAUAACUACUAAACAAUGUGCCAGAAGGAACCGAACAGAAAAGCCUGCGCGAAUGGGGAGGUCCUCAGUGCAUUCUGAACGAACAGUGAAAGUUUAUACAAAAGCUAAUGGUACAAGAAGGUUGGAAAUUAUGAAAACAGGCUAAUCACAAACCUCUGAGUGAAAGUGGCUAGGGAGGCUAAGUUUUUAACCGAAUGGGACAAAGACAGUGAACGUAAGAAUUUAAAACAAAUGAAUGUACAGAAAAACGAAUGAGCAUUCUAUAUGGCACUAUGAAACAUGUAAACGUAAGUAAGUACGGGGAGUUAUGAAAGUUAAACAUCCGAACGGCCCUUGUGUAUGAAAAUGCAAAGGGAGCCCGUCCCUGCGAUUGGCAAGCCCGAACGUGGGAACGCCGCGAACGGGUUCCCACGUAUACAUACGCAAGUGCGCCAUGGCCGGAAGCCGGUGUCUGUGAAACAGGAGCUGGGUCGGAGAUAUGGAGACACUGCAGGCCGGAUUGGAGAGGCUGAACGCCGGGUCCGUUGGCUGCUUGCUGGAAAAUUUUGGAAAAUACUGACUCGGAAGUGCUCGUUGUCGUAGCAACAUCACUCGAAUCAGGAACCGGCAAAGGUAUAUAGGGAAAACUCCUCCCACAAAUUCAGGCCUAUAGCCUUUUACAUAUAUAUAUUUUGUGUAUGUGUGUGUGAAACCUUUUAUACAUUAUUUGACUUACGUGUUUUAUAUAUUUGACAUACAUGUUUUAUUUCUAUUGAUUUACGUAGUAUAACACUGUAAUUAUUCUAUGACAGGCUGGCAGAACAGACCGAAAAGAAUUUGUAAGGAAAAGGACAAAAAUGAAUCCUCAUGCCAGUUCCACCAACAAGGAAAAGAAGAAGAAUAAAAACUUUAUGAUGAUGCGAUACAGCCAGAAUGUUCGAACCAAAGGCAAGCGUUCAUUCAGAGAUAAGCAGGUAAUGCAUACAAAACAUUUGGGACCAGUCCAGUAAAUUAAACAUGUUGGCAAGCAAUAGAAACUUGUGUUGAAGGUACAACCACUUAGAUUUUUCCAUAGCUCCAUAAAUAACAGCAUACAGGGUUAUUGAGUUUGGCUUAGGCUAGUACUCCAUCCAAUGAAGAGUAACAUACAUUUAUGACUAAUGGUGGCAAAUUAUCUCUUUUACCAGCUUAUGUUUACAUAAAAGAUAUCAGCAAGGUGGCCCUUGUCCAGUUUUUGUACUGGUUACUGUCUUUUUUUUUUUUUUUUUUGCACUCCAGUGACUAAAACCUAUGUUUACUGCUGUUAUUAAGUGGGGGGGACUUUUUGUUUGGGGAAAAAAAGUGUGUGUGUGUAUAUAUAUAUAUAUAAAUAUAUAUAUAUAAAAAUAAAAUGGUAGGAAAUAGCACUCUAAGGACUUCAAAAAGUAAAUGGUGAAAAAAACUUAGCUUUUAUUCAGCAACUGCCACACAAAAUCGACGUUUCAGUUCUUAAUACAGAACUUUCAUCAGGAUAAGGUGCAUUACACAAACCAACAUUAAUAUAUAAAAACAAAUAAGUACAUAACAUGCAAAACAGGUGUAGCUUACCCCAAUCCCUGUGUGGUCCCCAUGGUGAUCGCCAAAAAACGUGGGUAAAAUUAACCCCUGGAAAUGUAUUCAGCAGCUGGGGUGUGCUGCUGUGUAACCUCAGAAUGCUGGCAAUAGCUGGAGCCGAAGGCUGUCUGUGUUACCAUGUCGUUAUGGUAACCAAACUGCUCGUGUAGAGGUGGGCGGGACGGAGCAUCAGGUGGGCGUGGCUAUGGUCCGAUCUGUAGAAUGUACUCAGUGCACAAAGGGCGGGUGUCUGGUAUGAGGGAGGGAUCCUCUUUCUGCAUACUUGUGAUGCCUCACUGGUUUAAAGGAUAGACGGCAGAGGGAUAAUCUGCUAACAGGGGCAGAGAGCACAGACAUAAAGGACACUACAUUGUGACUUCCAUGACAAAAACUCAUUAAGUCACUUCCACAGUCACAAUUUAUGAGAGUAAUACGUAAUAACUCCAAUGUGGCAAAUACCCAACUCCAACUACAAGAUAUGUGGGGAAAAUUUCUUGCACGGGGUUACAAGCCCGUGGAUCUAUCUAAGGCAUUGGACAGAUGUUAUGAAACACCGACACAGAAUACAGUAACAACAGUACCAACUGAAAGAUUGAUAUUCCCAAUAACAUAUACCACCAUAUCUGACGAGAUUAAACAAUCAGUGGACCGUAAUUGGCGAAUUCUACAGAAUGAUACCAGUUUACCACCUCAAUCUAAACAGCGCCCAAUGAUGCGUUACCGUAGGGGCAGCAAUUUGAGGGACCUACUGGUCAAAACUGACCCCACACAUUGUUAUAGCAAACCUACUACCUACCAGAACCUGGGGUGUCACAGAUGUUUGGGCUGCGUGACAUGCAGCCACAUGAUCCCCAGUAAAUCAUUUGUACAUCCACACACUGGAAAAAAAUACCCCAUAAAACAUAGACUUACUUGCACAAGUGACUUUGUGGUAUACAAAUUGGGGUGCCCUUGCGGUUUGAUGUAUGUGGGGAAAACUGAUCUACCACUACGAGAGAGAAUUCGCAACCACCGUUCAAGUAUACGUACAGCCUAUAGAGACAAUGGGUCAGAACAGCCGGUGGCAAAACAUUUUUUGGAGAAAAAUCACCCCUUACCAGCAAUGAAGUUUCUGGCUAUUGAUCACAUCCCACCACCCCUAAGAGGUGGCGACCGUAAGAAGCUCCUACUACAAAGAGAACUUUAUUGGAUCUGGACACUGUGCAACCCAGAGGACUAAACGAAAAAUAUACUCUAGGUAUAUUCUUAUGAUAUAUCUCCAGGACUGGAUCAAAAAAUAUCCUCUCAUUUUAAUGCUCCAAAAAUGUUUUUGUGUAUAUAUAUUGGACUCUAAGAAUUAACCACCUCUGUAUAUUAGCUUAUAGCCUGUAUCUUUUUUUAUGUAUGCGUAUUAUACUGUGGACCGAUGGGCGCACUAAAGUUUGACACACUACCAUUGGACAGCACCGACAUUAUAUGUAUUCCUUGCAUAUAUAAAUGACAAUGGUCUUUCUAGACACACGUCCCCGCAGGGACUUUAGAAUCACCAUUACUCUUUUUAUGACAGUGUAUUACUAUUUAACACAUUUAUGGGUCCAUGCUCUAUCCAUGGUUGAAGUACUAACCUUGGAUAUAACAUUAUCCAUGUAUGAUUAUGCCAUAAUGGCUGAUUUAUUAUACAGCUACCCUGGGAAUAAUAAACCCAGCGUGCCCUUUGUAUCUAUUCAAGGGCUUAUUGUUUACUCCUUGUCUAUUUAUUCAUUCAAUAUCAGACAUUAUGACAUCUAGCUCCUGCUAUGCUACACUACAUACAUGUAGUCAGCAUCUGUAAUAUAGCCCUAAUUCCACUCUAUAUCCAGCCUCAGACCCUGCUAUUUGCAAGUUAACCUAGAGGUAUUCUAUAUAUGUCACUCUUCCAGCCCUCUAUGGUCACACAAUAGCUUUGUUUUAGACCUACUUCUUUGCCAUGUUUUUGUCAUGGAAGUCACAAUGUAGUGUCCUUUAUGUCUGUGCUCUCUGCCCCUGUUAGCAGAUUAUCCCUCUGCCGUCUAUCCUUUAAACCAGUGAGGCAUCACAAGUAUGCAGAGAGAGGAUCCCUCCCCCAUACCAGACACCCGCCCUUUGUGCACUGAGUACAUUCUACAGAUCGGACCAUAGCCACGCCCACCUGAUGCUCCGUCCCGCCCACCUCUACACGAGCAGUUUGGUUACCAUAACGACAUGGUAACACAGACAGCCUUCGGCUCCAGCUAUUGCCAGCAUUCUGAGGUUACACAGCAGCACACCCCAGCUGCUGAAUACAUUUCCAGGGGUUAAUUUUACCCGCGUUUUUUGGCGAUCACCAUGGGGACCACACAGGGAUUGGGGUAAGCUACACCUGUUUUGCAUGUUAUGUACUUAUUUGUUUUUAUAUAUUAAUGUUGGUUUGUGUAAUGCACCUUAUCCUGAUGAAAGUUCUGUAUUAAGAACUGAAACGUCGAUUUUGUGUGUCAGUUGCUGAAUAAAAGCUAAGUUUUUUUUUCACCAUUUACUUUUUGAAGUCCUUAGAGUGCUAUUUCCUACCAUUUUAUUUUUGUUAUUUGCUUUAUUAGCACCAGGCAUUAACCUAUCUUUACAGGAGUGCAAGUAUUUGAAUAUUUUAUAUAUAUAUAAUAUAUAUAAAUUUUUUUAUUUAUUUUUUUGUUACAUAUUCAGGCAGCAGAUGUGCCUGCACUAGAUGCAUGGUAUGGGAGGAGAACAGUAGAAUUAGUUUUCCUAGUGCUAAUUCUUAAAGGGGAACUCCAGUUCCAGGAAAACAAUCUGUUUUCCUGGCACUGCAGGUCCCUUCUGCCUCCCAACACCUUCAGUAACUUACCAGAGGCAGCUGCUUCUUCCUCCGCUCCUCCCAAUGAUUGCCGGGGAGACCUAAUGUGCAUGCACGGCAAUGCCACACAUGCGCAAUAGAGCUCCCCAUAGGAAAGCAUUGAAAAUGCUUUUCAAUGCUUUCCUAUGGGGAAUUGAGCGACGCUGGAGGUGUUCACACAGCGUGAGGACGUCCAGCGACGCUCUAGCACAGAUUUCCUGUGCUAGGGACACGGAUGUGCCCUCUAGUGGCUGUCUAGCAGACAGCCACUAGAGGUGGAGUUAACUCUGCAAGGUAAUUAUUGCAGUUUAUAAAAAAACUGCAAUAAGUACACUUGCAGGGUUAAAAGUAGUGGGAGUUGGCACCCAGACCACUCCAAUGGGCAGAAGUGUUCUGGGUACCUGGAGUGUCCAUUUAAUGUAUUCUUACAGGAAGUGUUUCCUGUGUAUUUCAGAUAAAGGUAAUCUGUUUUUAGCGGAGUGGAAAAAAUUACCGGUUAUGAGUAGAGUAUACAGUGCAGCCAGGCCUUUAGAGCACCAUAUUUAAAAUGUUUUGAGUUUUUUUGCAAGCUGAAUUCAAACACUAUAUGAUAUUUAGCUCCCAUCUUAUUUUUUCUUUUUCAGAUUGCUUUGCGAGAUGCUCUUUUGAAGAAAAGGAAAAGGCUCAUGAAAUAAAUGCAGAAGGCGCAUAUCAGCGGCUUUAUUGAUCUACAUACAAUAAAACUGCAAUACACAUAAGUGUGUAUAUCAGAACAAAUACAAUUGCAGAAUUCUAACAUGGAAUCAAAUUGAAUUCUAUAUUUAACACACAAUAAUCACUAUGUUUUUGUGCAAAAAUUUUAAUUCAUUUUGAAAUCCUGAAAAGUCAGAGUUAGGUGUAUAACCCUUUUGGUGAAAGCCGAAUGAAAAAUGUUCACUGCAGCCAGAUUAUAAUGCUAGUAUGUAAUCUCAUACAUUUCUGAAGUAUUCAGAAUUCAAUUCUCACCCUCUGAAGUAUCAGAAAAAGAUACUUUCUAGUCUAUGACUGAAUGUUGUAAAAAAGAUCACUGUUCUUGAUAACAGAACAUUACAUACCGCUUUAUUCAAAUAAAACAUUUUGUAAUAUUUCA